Molecule: messenger RNA, 4009 nt
Organism: Rattus norvegicus (Norway rat)
Lineage: Eukaryota; Metazoa; Chordata; Mammalia; Rodentia; Muridae
Source: RefSeq, a predicted model, not a curated record
AGAGGUAGACGUGAAGCUUUUGUCCUUGAAACUUGACAAAAUGUUGUGGAAAUGAAUUCCCAUUGAGAAUCACCUGCUUUUACCAAGCUCUAGUCCUUUGCUCUUCAUCAUGACUAUAUUCCAAAGAAGAGUGUCUGUGUAAGUUCAUAGCCUCCAAAAGCUGAAAGCACGGCUGAAUCUGAGUAUUCUGUUCUUCCGUUUUCAAGGACAGAAUUCAGUCACCUGAGAAAGCUAAAUAAUCCUUAAAAGGCAGCGUAAAAGCAUGGUGGCCAAAACAAAGCAAGUAGAGGUGAUGGUAGAGAAAAUGGGAUAUAUGUUGAUAUAUGAGUGCAGUGGUUAGGAAUACUGGAGAGCAAUGAUAGGUUCUCAGUUUCUGAUAUUUGCCAACAAGGCAUUAUGGACUCCCUGGCUCAUCUUCUGCAAGGGCCUCCUCCACACAGAGGCCCUUCACAGGGAAGGCUUCUGCUGCCGUGUCAAAUUUCAACAUUCUAAGAAAGAGGCAGCCUGGGGUCUAUAUUUAGAGUAUGACUCCCAGCAGUGAGCAGGUGGUGCCUGGGGACUUACUCCUGCCUAUUUUGUUCCUGAGUUCUGAGGGGUUUGUAAAGGGGGUACAAUGAAGUUAUGAAAAGGGUCUUUUUCUCUUAGGGACUGACUACUUGGAAUCCUAUAUUUUGUUCUUCCAGCUAUGAGAGGGAAAAGGAACUGUUGUCACCAGUGUUCUUAGAAUCUAGUCAUCCAAAGUCCCUCAUUCCCACUGUCAGUAGAAAAUGCUGAAGACUCAGCCUUCGUGUGGUGACACAGUACAUAAAUGGCAGAACUGAGGAGACUUCACUAGUCUUAUGGUGCUACGGAACUUCCACCUAUCAGCUGUACUCUCAUCAGUGGGAUGACAGAGAGUUCUCUAAUUAUUAGGGUUCAGGAUGGCUUAUCGGCUGCCUCAUAGAAUUCCAGAAUGGAAUUUAAAUCCCUUUGAAUGAAAAGCAGGCAAUCUGUGACGUUCCUAAUUUGUAAAAUCUAAAACUUAAGUUGAUGGCUCCAUAAAAUCUAUCUUUGAGGUACAUCUGAAAGUCAUUAUUGAACCUUGUACCAGAACCUGUGAAUUCACUCUGGCUAAAGAAAAGGGCAAAGAGAUAUCAAGUGUUCUGAAAUUGAUCUGUAAAUUUUAUCCCCAACAAAAUCCAGUUAACACACACACACACACACACACACACACACACACACACACACACACAAACACACACAAAGAAAGGGGCAAAUAAAUGGCUUGCUUAUUUAAAAUGAUCAAAAAUGUUCAAUACUGACCCCAUUACAGAUCUAUUUAUGUUUCAUCAAUCAUAUUGAAAGGAUGCUGGUUUUGUUUGUGAGGAUAUGUUUCAAAACUGUAAGAUGUUAUUUUAAAGUUGUUAUUUAGAAGAAAAUAUUUUCAGCAUUGGACAAAUUAACUUUGCCAAAUCAAUGGAGUCUUCCUAGUAACUGGAAAAAUCUUAAUUAUAUUCUUAAACAUAAUUUUUAAAAUAUUGGAAUUUGUUUAUAUAUUCAAGUGGAAAUACCUUUAUUUUGAUUUAUGGUUAUAAAAUAAUAGUCUAUCACAUAGAAAAGAUGAAAUAAAAUAUAAUGGAUUAAGAGUGUUAAUACAAAUUUCUCUUCUCUCUGUGUUUCCUUUUCUGACCCCAAUUUUGCUGCAGAGACUGAAAAUAGAGAGGGAUGGACAUUAAAGAAAGGGAUGCAGGAGUUUGAACACCAACGAAUAGAUAAGACAUUUCCCCCGAGAAGAAAGAGUAAAAGCACAAUAAUUUGGGAAAGCCAAACUCGAACAUUAUAGAGAAACCGUAACUUCUGGUUUCUGGUAUUGUUACAGAGAAAAAGACUAACAGGGCCCCAAGUACUGGGGGAGGUACGGAGUGGCUCUUGCCGCACUGCUUGUGGGAGUGGAAAUUGGGGGCUAGAGCUCACUGGUGACGUGGCUGUCACGUGACCAAGAGCCGCCUAGAGCCGAAGUCCUGUUAGUCGCCUCUGACUGGGUACCAACCCCCUAUUACUCUGCAGGCGCGUGAAGGAGAAGGAAACUCGCUGGGACCGUGCAGUAAGGAAGAAGUGGCAGGCUUCAGGAUGCGGUGAGGUCUGCGCUGGAGCCUAGGCUAGAGAAGAAGCAAACCGCCUUGGUUGGAACCUUGCUGCAGGUUUGAAGGCUCAGCCCACCUAUCUCCGUGGAGGGAAUACAGCAGAAGACACGAGAAGAAAAAAGGAACCCACUUGGUUUUUGUAGAGAUUCACCACAAGAAUCACAGAAGCCUAGGAGAGGCUGAAGAUUCCGAGUGUGCACCAUUAUUCACACAUCCCUUGAAAGUUCUCUUCAAUCAGGUGAAGAAAGACCCUCUUCUUUCUGGCCAGAAGGCUCAUACAGCUACAAGCAUGGGUCGGGCCCGGGAAAUGGGGUGGAUGGCAGCUGGACUAAUGAUUGGGGCUGGCGCCUGUUACUGCAUGUACAAACUGACCAUGGGAAGAGAUGAGGGGAACGAGUUGGAGAAUGAGGAGGAAGAUGAAUGGGACGAUGAGCAGGAUCUGGAUGAAGAGGAGGCAGACAUAUGGUUUGAUUUCACAGCAAUGGCUCGACCCUGGAGUGAGGAUGGGGAAUGGGAUGAGCCCGGGGCCCCAGGUGGGACAGAGGACAGACGGUCAGGUGGUGGAAAGGCAAACAGAGCCCACCCAACCAAGCAGCGGCCAUUCCCUUAUGAACAUAAAAACAUAUGGGGUGUACAAAGCUUUCAGACCUUCCCUUGUGCUCUUAACCUGACCAAGUGUGCUUUCAGUCAAGGAAAGAAAAUGUUCACGGAGUCCACAAUUGCUGGCUUUUCCCUUACCCACAAUGUCAGUAGGCAUUUGUCCAGCCUGUCAGUGGUUGGAAGCAGGAGUCCCACCCCCCAGCCCACUGUGAGGGAGAAGGCUCUGGAUGUCCCUGAACACCCAAACAGCAGCAUUGAAAAUCAGGACCAGAUUAAGAUGUACAUCGAUGAAGUGUGUAGAGACGCGGUGUUCUGUUGCUGCAAGUCUUUUCUGCAGCAGGCAGGAUUAGGUCUGCUAAUAAGCAUGACAGUCAUUAAUAACAUGCUUGCCAAGUCCCUUUCAGACCCGAAGUUCCCUUUGCUAUCCGAGGGGAGUGGAUGUGCAAAGGUUCAGGGUCUGGAAGCACAGAUGAGUUUGCCUGAAAAGCCAGUGCUGGCGGAGGAAGUACUGGCUGCCCAAAUGCUCUUCUCAUUCAUGUGCCUCUUUACCAGAAGUGGGAGCAGAGAGAUGCUUGUGGAAGCCAUCUCCCCUUAAGUGGCUGUCUCUGGAAGAAUGAGACUGAAGUCACCCAGAGCCCGAGCACUUUACUGAGGGCAAAGAGGCUGCAGUGGGUGCUCCCAAGGAUGCGGUCUUAGCCAGUCAGCUCCUCCUUGGGUGAGAGUCCCUUCCAGCCUCUAAAUAGAGGGCUACACUCUCACUGGCCAGGCAGGGCUCCCCCAGAGCUGUGGGCACCUUCUGGGUUUUGUAGUCUGCGAGUAAAGUGCACUGUAAAUUGCUUCCUUGCAGUCUUCUCCAUGCAGUAAAGGGUAGGGGAUCCCCGUGGCCCCUAGCUGUGGAGAACUAGCCUCAAAUCACAGCGUCUAGAUAAAGGGUAAGGGGAUCCCUGCAGUCACCGGCUGGCUGUGGAUAACUUACAUGGAAUCACAGCAUCAGAGUGAGUGUUGUUGCCCAUGGUGAUCUCCCUGUGUAAGCUGGACCACUUAACAGAAAUCGCACCCAUAUGGGAGCUUGAGCCCAACUCCCUUCUGCAGCUGCUUAGGUUGAAGUCUUUCCUCCUUCCUCCUUCCUCCUGCCUACACUGGCUGGUGGAUGGCUAGCAUGUUUACCAAGAAAUGCACUCCCUUCCUGUCCAUUGUAGUGCCUGACCCUCUUACUCCCCGGUCCUGACACCCUCAGUGCGUAUCCUCAAUAAACUGUGUGCUUUGAUUGGCAAGAAAAUUAAAAA